Molecule: messenger RNA, 4874 nt
Organism: Cyprinus carpio (common carp)
Lineage: Eukaryota; Metazoa; Chordata; Actinopteri; Cypriniformes; Cyprinidae
Product: desmoglein-2-like protein
Biological process (GO): homophilic cell-cell adhesion
Cellular component (GO): desmosome; plasma membrane
Molecular function (GO): calcium ion binding
Source: RefSeq, a predicted model, not a curated record
CUAGCCUACUGAGAACGUUCAUCGUAACUGCAUGGGUGAUGCAGUUAAAUCUACUUUAUUAGGCGACAAAACAAUGCAGGGUGCUUUUUUUUGUCCGAUACUACUAAAAUGUUUGAUAUUUCUAGCAUGCUGUUGUGUAGACUGAGUGUGUGGGCGCACUGUGGUUUGUGGUGUCAUCAGUGUUGAGAGCGUGUGCAGGUGCACGCGUGCUCCGGCGCUGUGCUGAAGCUCCGCCCGCAGCUGACCGCUCUUCAGUCCGCUCAGAGUUCCGCCAGUAACAGCAGCAGCAGCAGCAGCGGCGCACAAUGGCGAACAUCUGCGGCACCUCACUCUUCAUAGCGCUGAUCCUGGCGAUCCUGAACACUUCUGCUCCUGAAGGACAGCAGAGGAAAAUCAGACAGAAGAGAGAUUGGAUUAUCCCAGCACACAAACUGAAGGAAAAUCAGAAUUAUAUGAAUCAGGAGUCUAUAGCCAAAAUCCGUUCAGAUGCGGAGACCAGGACGAGCAUAAAAUAUUCACUGACUGGAUAUGGAGCUGACCAGCCGCCCGUCAACUUGUUCACCGUUGACAGAGACACCGGCUUGGUCAAGAUCCACGGAGUGUUAGACAGAGAGAAAACUGCUUUUUAUAAUCUCCAAGGGGUGGCCAAGUUUCAGAAUGGCAGUAAAGCUGAGAAAGAUAUUGAUUUGAGGAUCAGGGUGGAGGAUGAGAACGAUAAUGCUCCAGUGUUUAACCUGACAACCGGAGCUGUUUAUGAGCUGAGCGAAAAAGACACGUAUGCAAAGACCAUCACAGCAACAGAUGCAGAUGAGGAAGGAACUCUGCAUACAAAAAUCGCCUACAGCAUUGUUGAACAGCAUCCCGAUGACAUGUUCUACAUCAAUCCAGAGACCGGAGGGAUAUACGUCAUGCACAACACGCUCGACAGAGAGAAACAUGAGACAUACAGGUUGAUUAUUAAAGGGACUGAUAUGAAUGGAGCUAAGGACGGAAAUACAGGAACAGGGACAGCUAUCAUCAAGAUUCUUGAUGUCAAUGACAACGUCCCUACUUUGGAUAAAUACUUUUAUAACUGCAGUGUGGAGGAAAACACUCUAAAUGAGGAAGUGGUGAGAAUUAAAGUGAAGGACGACGAUCUGAUCUAUACUGAAAACUGGCUGGCCGUCUUUACAAUCGAGUCAGGAAACGAAGCCGAAUAUUUUGACAUAAUCACAGACAACAAGACCAACGAAGGCAUCCUGAUUCUCAAAAAGGAGCUGGACCAUGAAGAGCUGAAGGAAAUCAACAUGCACGUGUCUGUCGCUAACCCGGCAAAGUAUCACCCUUCAGUAACCGCAACAGAGAGCAAGAGGUUCAUCGUCCGCAUCAAUGUGAUAAACAAGCCUGAGGGCCCUCGCUUCAAACCCGCCGUCAAAGUCAUCACCAUCUCUGAAGAAAGCUCCAGAACUACUUUAAAUAAAGUGAUAACAAAUUACACAGCAAUAGACAGCGACACGCUAUUAACUGCUCGUAACGUAAGGUAUGCAAAAGGAAAAGACGUUGACAACUGGCUGAUUAUAGAUGAGUGGACGGCUGAUAUAAGACUCAAUAAAAUACCAGAUUAUGAGUCCAAGUUUCUGAUCAAUGGCACAUAUUAUGCUCAGAUAAUCUGCAUCACUAAUGAAGCUCCGUCUACAACUGCAACAGGAACCAUUGCCAUUCAAGUGAAGGACUUUAAUGACCACUGUCCCGUGCUGAGCCGUCAGUCUCAAACACUGUGCUAUGAGGAUCACGUGGUUUAUGUCACGGCUGUGGACGAAGAUCAGUUCCCCAAUGGAGCACCCUUUGGUUUCAAAGUGGACACCAUAAGCACAAAAGAGUCAUGGAGCAUUGAACCUCUCAAUGACUCUACAGUGAUAUUCAGAUCUCAACAAACCCUGUGGCCUGGCGUGUACCAUGUGUUUGUGGACGUGUGGGACCAGCAGGGGAAGAUCUGCGCUGGUCAGGAGCUUCAGGUUAAUGUCUGCAUGUGUAACGCCACUAAAGUUUGCCUGCCCAGAAAAACCGCCUCUACGUUUGGAGCAUCUGGUGUUCUUCUGAUGCUGCUGGGACUGCUGCUGCUGCUGUUGGUGCCACUUCUGCUGCUCUUCUGUCUUUGUGGCGGUGUAGAAGUUGUCGGAGAUUUCAAGAUUAUUCCGUUUGAAGCAAAAGAGUAUCUUAUCGCAUAUAACACUGAAGGACAAGGGGAGGACAAGGCAAUGGCUCUCUUACAGAUGUCACAGCAGCUGGGUGAAAGCAAGUACAGACAUGUGGACGCUGUAGGAGGGGCUCGGAUGUGGGGUGUAGUAAAAGAUGGUGGAUUUGGAGCAGAAAGCUCACACUGGACCUCUUUCUGCCAAUAUGACCAGCAUGAGAGUGCACAUCAUCACCACAGGAAUCAGACUGAUGGACGGUACAAGUAUGGACAGAGAAAAGAUGAACACAGCAGAUUUGAAAACUACACUUUUGACGGGCUUGCACUGUCUGAUGCUUUCUUAGGCAACUACUAUUCUCAAAAAGCAAGUCAUGUGGCCAAGAAGCAAGAUAAGGGAGACAGUCUGAAGGUCUACAACUACGAGGGUCAGGAAUCAUACAAGGGCUCAUUUGAGGACAUCUGCGAUCUCUUACACGAAGACGGUGACUUUUCUUUUCUUGAUGACCUUGACUUGAAUUUCAAGACCCUGGCUGAGAUCUGCAGUGGUUCUACAAUAAAGGCUGAAAUCAGUGCAAGCGUCCCUGUGACCUCUAAACCGGUCCUGACCACCACACACAAAGAUGUCAGCGUACAAGGGACAGUUAGUCAUUCACAGUCUCAAGAGAAAACAAAGUCAUCCUCCAUCAUUCACACCGCAGGAGCGCAGCAGACCAGCAGCAUGUCUUCAGCAGGAGUCUAUGUCCAAGAGAACGUGGUGGUUCCUAACCAAACCCUGUUAGUCCAGCAACCUGGGAUGUACUACGCCCACACCACCCCCGUUUAUGUGGUGGAUGCCCAGCGUACUAUGUUGGUGACGCCCGGCCCAGUCCUAGGCCUUCAGGAGAACAUGUUAGUGGAGGAGCAGAAGGGCUCUGGUGCUUUCCAACAUGGAACUGCCAAACGUGAAACGCAGCACUACCAGAGUGUAGUUAUGGUUGAGAAGCAGCCAACAAGAGGGUCUAUGCAAACUCAAGGCAGUGUCUCUGGAGUGGCCCAGAUUGUAAACACUGAAAUAAUGCAGUCUCAAGGGGUUAAACCAGCUCUCCAUCCAUCUGUCCAGAUUGUAAACACUGAAAUAAUGCAGUCUUCGGAGUCUCAUGAGGUUAGACGGUCGAUCCAUCCAGCCAGAGGGAUGAUGGCAGGAGCGGCCAGAGAGACGGAAGUUUUUGCUUCGUUGGAUAUGAGGGUUCCUCAGCAUCAAGCACUUGGGAUGCACCGAUGCUAAAUUUCUCAGCUGAUACCGAUAACCGAUUAUUCAGAAUGACAUCUGCCGAUACCAAUACUUUGGUUUUCUUAAAGGUCCACUGAAGAGCUUUAAAAUGUGCAGCGUUAUUCUUUGUGUUGAUGUAACUUCACUGAAACAGGACGACAUGGUGGGACAUAUUGAGCAGCUCCGCCCCCUUUUUUAAAUAGCCAGUAGCGUUCUGUUUAUGACAGAGUGGAAGUUUUUGAAUGCUUAUAUCUUCUAAAUGCAAAUUUUUGUUUUGGAGCACACUAGCUUAUAGAUAAACUUAAGGCUAACAUAUUCAAAAAAAGACCAAAAAAAAAAUUAUUUUUUAAUUUCAUUGGGACUUUUAAGGGAAAACAAAAUUUCUCCCAACUAAUCCUGUAAACUACACAGGGAACCCUCUCAUUUGAUACAUAACUAUAAUAUCAGAGGGUACAAUUAACGAGACAUCGCAACUGCUAUUUAUUUUCAAAUAUAACAAUCACACUCAAAUAAAAACUUAAAUGUUACAUACAACUUAGUUACACAUAAAGUAGCGUUCAUAAAAAAAAAUCCAACAUACGUAUAUAAUAAACAGUUAUUAAGUUCCCUGUAGUGUUUUUAUAGCUACAGUAACUAACGAAUCGUGGACACUGGAUAGCUUUCCUGAGGUAAAUGCAAUGUUAAGUGACAUUGUUCACAAGCCUCCUGAUGUUCAUUCAUGUUUAUUUUGCGCUGUAAUAAUAAUAAUAAUAGUAAACAUUAUUUUAUAUGUCGCCUUUAAAAGUAGCAUUGUAUUAACUCUAACUUGUAUUAAAGUGGAAGAGACUCGCGCUCUGGAUGGGAGACGCUACAGAUAAUGUUGAAAAACCGUGGAGCUGGCCACCCUGGCUUGAACUUGCUUUAUUUUGAUAAGAUUGCGUUAAUGCAUUAUUAUCGACAGCCCUAUAGUCUACCUUAAGAGGUGUUUGCAGUCUGACACGUUUGGACCUGAUUAUGGCUGAUUUAAACAAUCGGAUUUCCGAUAGUGCGGAUGAUUUAUUGGCAGAGACAUCGGUGCAUCCCUAGUUAGCAGUCUUAUAAAGUCAUAAUCUAAGAUUGAUAAUUUCCUCCUAUGUCUGUGAAUCCACCUCCACUUGCUCUUGACUUGCCUGUUCAAAUAAUAAGAAAUUGGCCUUUCUUGCAAAUAAGCCUCAGCAGUUCUAUAGCUAUAGCUUCCCUUAUCAAAUUCACAACUCUGACUCUUGCGUUCUGGACUGAUUCUGGGCCAGCAGCAUCCAGCAGGCUCUCUGGGGUCAGUGAACUGCACAACGAGAAUUUAAAGUCACUUACUAGAGAGAGAGAGAAAAAAACUUUUUGUAUUCUAUCUAUUAGUUUUCUUUUUAUUCAUUAUAGAAUUAAUAAAAGCAAAAAAAGGCCUCUAUCACUAACUUGCUCUAUUCUUUUUCUAUUCUA